AUGAAGAAAUUCAUGACAAAGUUCGGAAUUAGUAUUCUCCCGUCUACGUUCGCGAUCUUUUUGGGCUGUUUGCUCGUCGCGGCGCUUUCAGGAAGAUCGAGUGCGCUUAUCGAAAGAAAAGUCGGUGGCACGCCGAUGCAUAGCGUUCAAUUGACGCAAAAAGGCUACAUACAGUUUCUCAGAUGGGAAUUGCCGGUACCGGAAAUUCAUGAAUUUACAUUCUGCCUGUGGGUGAAGUCAAAUGAUUUCAAGCAUCCUCAUUCGAUCUUCUCGUACUCGAGGAACGAACAGGAACGUUUGAUUCGCUCUUGGAUAUCGUCGCGCGGAAAAAGCGUUCAUCUGGAAAUCAGCGGAGUGGAGGUAUUCCGAUGGCCGAGUCGCAUACGAGAGGGUCGUUGGUAUCACAUAUGUCAAAGUUGGGAGAACCGGGUCGGUCGUUACGCUUUAUGGCUCGACGGACGUUUGGAGUUGCAAGGUCGUUUCGAGGAGAUGAUUGAUUACGUGAUCCCGGGAAGCGGCGAUAUCGUCCUAGGUCAAGAGUACACGGAUUUCAACAAAGGGCUCGAGGAGGGCAUCGAAGGAUCCGUUUUGGGCUUCAAUCUCCUACUGGCCUCGGCGUUCAAUUCUCUCGACGAUGGCUAUCAAAGACCCUCAUUUCGACCGAUCAAUGGAGCCGACAAUCCGGCCGAGCUGCCGCUCGCCGCGGGAAUCCGCGCAAGACGCGAUUCGGAUCUCAGAGCGGCGCGUGCAUUCGACAGACUCGUUUCGAUAGGAUUCGCGCUCAAUCCUAAUUGGUCCAACAGAAUUUUUCGGGGCGAUGGCGCGAAAGCGGAAAUGAAGAGUUCUCCGGUGACUCAUUUGUUACCGUUACACGAGAUAAAUAUCGUGAAUGACACGCGGAAGGAAGAGACACCGCCAGCGAUUCGCAGACACACGAUUGCUCUCGGCGUUGACGAUUCGAGCGGAGAAAUCAAUCUGUUCGGAAAAUCGUCCAAGGCUCCGCUGGGUCUGCAAUUGGUGAAAUUGUCCUACGUCCACUGCCAGCUUGGCAGAGGAAGUCCGUCCAUAGGAGGUCCAUUGAUGUUGAUUUCCUGGAGCAGAACGCCUGUGAGGGUAUUCGGCGGUGCCAUCAUAAAGAAUGUCGGCAACAAGUGCGGUAAAUUCUAAAGAUGUCGAGAUGUUAUUCUUCUUUUUAGAAGAGUUCUCUUUAAUAGGAUUUUUAUUGAGAUUUUCAGUUAUGUUAUUCAAUGGGAAUUUCACUCAAAAGUUUAUUAUUAGGUUAGUACCAUUGUAGUGAGUCGAAAAUAGUCACUAAUAAACAAUCAACUCCACUUCAGACGAUCUAUAAUUCGAGACAAAAUUCGAGAAACACAUUCUAUUCAAAGUUUCACUGUACCGUGUAAUAAACCAAGUACACGUU
This is a messenger RNA of Linepithema humile (Argentine ant), 1420 nucleotides long. RefSeq lists its product as uncharacterized. The record is from RefSeq and is a predicted model, not a curated record. Lineage: Eukaryota; Metazoa; Arthropoda; Insecta; Hymenoptera; Formicidae.